CCCCCUUGCCUUUCAACUUUCCAACUUGCUUCUUGCUAGUCAGCAGUCAUGCCAAUGUCCAAGGACGCCCAAGUGAGCUUCGCCUCACCUUCCAAGAGCUCUUCUGCUGCUGCAGCUACAGCAAACUUGCACAAGAAGCACAAGCCUCAGACGCGCCAGGUUUACGUCGAUCCUAAUCUACCUCCGUUGCACCAGUGUCCUCCACUGGACGACGAGGGUACUGAAGGACAUGCGCUCACACUACUGCGCUUCACACUGAAGCUUGUGGUCUUCCACUUGGUUACCUUGAUGCUGGGUGUGACGGCCUUUACUGUUGUCGUCGGAGGUAUGCUGCUCUCCAUCCUAUUGACGCCGCUGUGCUGUGUCGGCCUCGUAUUCUUCCGCCUCGUGCUCUGUCUAGUGGCAGUGCUGGCUGAACUGGAUGUGCGGCUUACCAACUUCGUCUCACUACCAGAGGAGCACAUCUCAACGAAGAAACUGCAGCGAGGUUCACAUGCCAGCGCACGAGCAUGCGGUGAGACGAGUGUCGAGCGGUUGGUACCAGAUCUGAACAAGGUUUCGCGGCCAGCAAUGCGUGCGACGCUGUACUUCAUGUCUGUAAAGACACUGAUCGGGCUGCUGAGCAGUCUGGUGCUUUCAGUUGCCUUCUCGCUACCGGUAGGUGCGAUCUGGCGCGGGAGCUUGGGCGACAACUUUGAUGGGGCUGUAGGAAUGCUAGUGUUCUUGCUCGCGACAGUCCUGCUGCUGGGUAUUGGCAUUCCGCUCAUGCAGUAUAGCGCACGGCUAUCAAGAGCAGCGACGGUGUGCUUCUGCUGUGAGAAGUGCGCACCCGUGCAGCACACUGAGAAGGAUCACUCCACUGCGUACGGCUCUACGGAGAUCUGCAGCGCGGCGUAGGCUAGCAAACGAGCAGCAAACCCAAUGGUGUAGCGCUCUCGCUACACGGCGGACGCUGCGCAUGUAUAUAUCGUGACAGAGAGGUGUCGUGGUAACACUACGCUUCUUAAACGCAUUAACAUUUUUGCCACUUCGCUCGUGACUCGAUUACUUCGUUACAUGACUACAAGACUGACAA
This is a messenger RNA of Phytophthora nicotianae INRA-310, 1075 nucleotides long. RefSeq lists its product as hypothetical. Lineage: Eukaryota; Oomycota; Peronosporomycetes; Peronosporales; Peronosporaceae. The transcript has a single exon. The record is from RefSeq and is a predicted model, not a curated record. Bases 49 to 897 code for a protein of 282 amino acids.